This is a messenger RNA of Branchiostoma floridae (Florida lancelet), 2860 nucleotides long. RefSeq lists its product as uncharacterized. Lineage: Eukaryota; Metazoa; Chordata; Leptocardii; Amphioxiformes; Branchiostomatidae. The transcript has 7 exons. The record is from RefSeq and is a predicted model, not a curated record. Bases 153 to 1022 code for a protein of 289 amino acids.
AGGUUAGCGUCUAGUGCGGAGGGAAAAACAAGUGAUCAUCACACAGCGCUGGACUGGUCAGCUCCUCAGCUGGGCAAACUUCGGCCUGUCCUUCCCAUUACCUGCACUCAAAACAUCUUUUACUGCGCACGAUCUAGUCGAGUGGACCCAUCAUGGAGACCAGUGAGAUAAUCCGCACCGGCGCCAUGCUGGUGGCGUUUGCCGUGGCCGUGAGCCGAGGACGUAAGAUCUGGAUGAUGGCCGACGCGGGAGCCGUCCUGUUGUUUGGGGUGGCAUGGCUGGUCAUGCCUGGGGUUCUCCUGGGCCAGAUGACAACAGGUCCUCUGGAUGCCUUCCACAUGUCCCUGAGUCGCCUGUUUGGCGCCAUGUUGAUUGGGUCCGUGGUCACCUUCUACAAGACCCGCAACUCUGGUGACGUCACCGUGUCCAACGUCCUGCUGUACUCCCGCGUUAUGGGCAUCUCCAUGCAGCUGAUGGCUGUUGGCUAUGGCCAGAUGUACUACAGGGACCUGGAGAAGGGUGGCUGGACAAGUGAGCAAGUGUGGUACGGCCUCUUUGGAGGAGGGGUAUGGCUGUUAGGGAACCUGUACCACAGCGCUAGGAGUGACCAGUUUGGCUGCUACAGCCAGCGGAAUGACCGCCUGUCAUUCGUCCUGCGCCUGGACGGAUUCAUGACCCUGCUGGGGGCCCUGUUUGACUUUGCCUUCGCCGAUUUGUCCCUGUCCUUCAUGAUGGAUGUGAAGGCUGAUGGCAUCCACCUGCACAUGACCCGAUGUACCGCUGCUGUCAUGUUCAUGUCAGGCCUGGUGUCCAGCUGGGCUCCAGUCUUCCUGAAAGACGAGGACAAGAAGAGCGUACUGUUGGGGAGGAUUGUGCAAAAUGUCCUGAUAUUGAUGGCCACCUUGCCCUACAUGUGGAGUGCCUUCUCGACUACUGGGUUAUCCUUGUUAGCCUUUACUGCUGGAAACAUUGGCCUGUUGGCAUAUGGCUACCUGGCACCUACUGGGAAAAAGGCAGCCUAAGGUGGCAUGCGGUCAUCAGUUGGGAUCCUUACCCAACAUCACAAGAGGAAUCAGACAAUCACAAAGUAGAUCUACUGAAGACUUUUAUAGCAUUGGCAAAUCAAGAAGAAAUGUAAUCAGGAUCAGGGAGUUUUGCAUUGCUUUAUGAAAGUGCUUGUGCCACCAAUGAAACUAUGAUCCUGCUUACAUUCAGCAAUAAAAUUGUUGUUUGUACAACAGGUACACUCUUCUGAUGUUAGUGAACAUCAAACCUUACAGAUCUUAUUUCGAGUUCUUGAUUCCUGCCAUCAGGUAAUAAAGAUAAAUUCCAUCCAUGACUGAUAGAAGGUUCGUUUAGAAGUAAUCAUUCAGCACACCAGAUAUAUGCUUUUCCACGUUUUAUUCACGUCCUGGCCUCACAGCAGUUCCUGACAGACUCCCCUGUCCAGCUGUCCUCUCUAUCUGACCCCCUUUGGGUCCUACCAUUUCACAAACUUGUAGGGGGGUUGACUCACUCACAACAAUGACAUCACAGUGAAUAUCUGGGAUCAGGUCCGGAAUCCAUUUAACUUGAUUACCUGGCGGCAGAAAUCAAGAACUGGAAGUAUGAUUUUAAGGGGAGUAUAUUUUGUAAAAAAAACAUGUCUAUGUUCAACGAAUCAUACCUAGUAUGGUUUAAGGUAAUCUGAAACCAUUGUAUUUUAGAAUAUUUUAGAAUCAUUUGUGGCACAAGCACUUUAAUGACACAAUAGUUUUGGCUUUUCUUUGAGGCUAUUGACAAUCUUUUUCAGCAAUAAUGGUAAACAAACUGGUUUACAAUCAUUUGUAAUUUACUUCACAAUAUUCUACAAGAGGUGGGUUGUUGGGUACUACAAAUAGAAUAUGCCUGUGUCUGAACGUAGACAUACAUAAACAGUAAUGUGUAAGGGUGAACACAAUCAUGUUGAACUAGGGACCAUGUAUGAUGUAUUCAGUUGGUCAGUGGUUAUGGAGCUUCUGAAACAUACAGUUUAUUUUUUAAUAAAAUAUCUUACCCAAGACAUUCAUCAGCAACAAAAAAUUUGAAUUCUGUUAGACUGUAGUACAUUUUGCAGUGAAUUCUAAGACUUUUUAACCAACAAGGUAGAGCUCAGUGUGUAAGGCUUGUAUCAACAUGAAUUUGUAGCUGGCAGUGGUUAAUCCAUGGAUGUCAUGACUGUAUACCAUGUUUCCAUUUGAUAUCACAGCUGACAAAAGCAACUUGAGAGCAAACACUCAUUAUAUAUGGUUUGCCUUUUUUUUAAAGAGAAAGAUUUAUAAAAUGCUGACUUCUAGUAAUGACAAUCACAGUACUGUGUAGUGACUUAGCAUUUUCUAUGAACUUGCCGUAUCUCUAAGAACCAGUUGCUAUAUUGUAUGUUGCAUGGUGAUGUGUGGUGUAUGCAGUAUUCUUAGGAACAAGAAAGCCAUUUUUACAUAGUGUUAUGCAUCUUAGUGCAGUGUUUUACUGACAUAUGAGAAGAUAAUAUGGUAGUGCCGAACAGCACAAUCAGGAUUUAUAUACUAAGUAUAUAAAACCUGAUUGUGCUGUUCAGCAUUUAUCAAGUCUUGAUAAAACCACCUUAGACAGUAGGACUAGGCCCAAUAGUAGUGUCUAGCUCUACUGUUUUGUCACAGUAACAACGUAGUGUCCUUUUUUGGUCUCUGUUAUCAUCAUUAUUAUGUCUGAUUACUCGGUGAUAGUUAUGUUUUAAGGAUUGCCAGGUGUAACAAUAAAGUAGGUAGAGACUGGUAUUGUAACAUGAAAACAGUUGGAGCUUAUGUUAGGUGUGACAAAAGAUAAACUUCGCUGCCAAUAUUAUAAGGGAGAUUUUAGCUUC